AUGCUGCUUGGCGGUGCUGAAGCCGAGGCGGUGCUGAAGCAUGGCGCGGGCCGCCACAGCCCCUGUGAGGCCAUCCUCGAGGUUACUGGAGCGAGGAGCUCGAGGUGUACAUGGAGGUGGAGCCAGAGCUGGACGGCACAAUGGGAUCCAGUGUCGGGCACCACAUGGCACCACCUUGGCUUCUGCCCAGAUUGUGCCGCAAGUGUCGGCGAGCUGGGGGAUGAGCCACAAGAAGAGGUGGUUGCGCCAAGGCUGUCUUUGUGGUGUGGUUCUAUGCACAGAUAUGGUGCGUGGCUGGUUUCGAUGCGCAGCUUUGGGGUUUAUACUCGUCGAGCAUAG
Molecule: messenger RNA, 339 nt
Organism: Symbiodinium natans
Lineage: Eukaryota; Dinophyceae; Suessiales; Symbiodiniaceae
Source: the annotation of a GenBank genome assembly